Messenger RNA from Apaloderma vittatum (bar-tailed trogon), 2068 nucleotides. RefSeq names its product SLAIN motif family, member 1 (gene SLAIN1). Gene Ontology annotation, cellular component: microtubule plus-end. Gene Ontology annotation, biological process: positive regulation of microtubule polymerization; microtubule nucleation; cytoplasmic microtubule organization. Lineage: Eukaryota; Metazoa; Chordata; Aves; Trogoniformes; Trogonidae. The transcript is spliced from 5 exons. The record is from RefSeq and is a predicted model, not a curated record. Bases 85 to 1038 code for a protein of 317 amino acids.
CUUUCUAGGAGCUCCCCUUUGAGCCCACAGUCAUCUAUAGACAGUGAACUGAGCACCUCAGAGCUGGAGGAUGAUUCCAUCUCUAUGGGUUACAAGCUGCAGGACCUCACCGAUGUUCAGAUCAUGGCUCGUCUACAGGAAGAGAGCCUAAGGCAAGAUUAUGCUUCUACUUCAGCAUCUGUGUCAAGGCACAGUUCCAGCGUUUCUCUGCAUUCCUUAAAGAAAGGGACGUGCGGUGACCAGGAGUACGAUCGCUAUAGUCUUGAGGACGAGGAAGAGUUUGAUCACCUCCCGCCUCCGCAGCCUCGGCUCACCCGCUGCUCCCCCUUCCAGAGAGGGAUUCCUCACUCACAGACUUUCUCCAGUAUCCGGGACUGCAGGAGGAGCCCCACCUCCCCACACUUCCCUUCAAAUAAUUAUCAGCAGCCCUACUACUCUCCUCAAGCCCAAACUCCAGAGCAGCAACCAAAUAGGAUUAAUGGAGAUAAACUUCGAAGGAGCAUGCCCAACCUCGCUCGGAUGCCAAGUACCCCCACCAUGAGCAGCAGCUCUGGUUUUGCCAGCUCUCCAGUCGCUGUGAGGAACAGUCAGAGCUUUGAGUCCAAUUUGCAAGGGGCAAGUAAUGGGAUUUCAAGGAUGCAGUCAUGUAUUCCAUCACCGGGACAGCUUCAACACAGAGUUCACAGUGUGGGACAUUUUCCAGUGUCUGUCAGACAGCCUCUCAAAGCUACUGCCUACGUAAGCCCAACCGUACAAGGUAGUAGUAGUAGUAGUAGUAGCAGCAGCAGCAGCAGCAGUAUUCCGGUGUCCAACAACUCACAGUUAUAUUCUAACACUGGGAUCCCAAUGCCAAACAAGACUGCCAGUCAAGGGAUUGUAGGGCGCAGUGCUCUUCCAAGACCAUCGCUGGCCAUCAAUGGGAGUGGCAUACCCAGAAGUAAAAUUGCACAGCCAGUUCGAAGUUUUCUUCAGCCUCCAAAGCCACUUUCGUCACUCAGCACGUUGAGGGAUGGGAGCUGGAGAGACGGCUGCUAUUGAUGAAGGAUGCCCAUCAACAGUGGAAGAUAAAUAACGUCGAUUUCAUUACCCAGCUGGCUGGGUAACAAUGAUUUGGGAAAGGAGGGUCAUACAGUAUUAUUUCCCCCAGGAUUUUAAUGUGUAACCAUCCAUAAUGCAGUGUCAUUUUUAAAAAAUGAACAUCUUACCGAACUAAAUAUUGCACUUAAUGAGUUACCUGAAUAGCUGCGUUGUUACCAGACUAACAACGGCAGCGUUGGCAUUUGGAACUGAAGAAAGUAUUAUAUAUGUGCAAAGUACCAGAAUAUGUCCUUGGAAAGAACUAGGAGAUAAUGCUUUCAGGCAGCUUUGCCAUACUGAAAUUCCAAGAUUAUUUAUUCAGUGUAAAGGCAUCGUGCAUUUUAUUUUGAAUUUGGGGGUACUUAUGUACGUGCUUGAAUUUUUUUCUAGUGUUUCCAGUACAUUUUAUUUUGUAUACUUAAGUUCAUUUAAACUUGCCUGAACCUUGAACAACAGAGAGAUAAUUUAACUUUUCUGUGCCAUAAAUAAUAUUUUUGGGGUAAUGUACUUUUUUAGCGCUAGGAGCAUAUCUUACAAAAUCACACCACUGGCAAUACAAAGAAAGCAGUGUAUUUAUGUUGCAGAAGCACACACAAAAAAAGUAGCAUUCACUGGAAAGCGCCAUCCAGCUGGGUCAGCAUGGUUUCUGUUGGUCUUUCACCAUUUGUUCAAUUGUUAAUUUAUUGUCCUAGUGUUUUGUAUUUAAAAUGGCAGCAUAAGUCACAUUGCACUUACAAAGAUACAGUGAUCUCUAAAACUGCAGUUGAUUUUCAGUACUUUAUUACAAAGAAUAAAAUUGUAAUGUUUUAUUAACAGUUGCUUAUGGAAAAUGAAUUUUAAUGCGAAUAAAUCUUUUUGAUAGAUCUUUUACAAAAUCCAAUUGCACUAAUCAAUGCUUUCUUACAAUGGCAUAUGACUUAAUAUUUGAUUACAACUGUGUAUACGGCUGUUUUGGAAUGUUUCAGAAAUAAAGAAUCUAUUUCAGCAAUAA